Rangifer tarandus platyrhynchus (Svalbard reindeer) is the source of this 447-nucleotide messenger RNA. The record is from the annotation of a GenBank genome assembly. NCBI's taxonomy places the organism in Eukaryota, Metazoa, Chordata, Mammalia, Artiodactyla, Cervidae.
AUGGCCUCCCCGCCUCCCCUCCCCUUGGUACUCACAGACAGAGCCGCGGGGGAUCGGGAUAUUGGCUUUAAUGGGGAGGGCGUGACGCCCGCGGGCGACAGGCACGGGGCGGGACCCCCAGGCGCCCACCCACCAGGCGAGGUCUACACCCCAGCCCUGCCAGGGGCGUUCAGGCAGCAGGCAGACGUGGACCAGGUGGGUGCUCCGCGGCGCGGGGCGGGAAGGCGGCGAGCAGGGCUGCAGGGCGGGGCGGGCGGGGAGCCCGGAGCACAGCGGGGCCAGGCGCCUGCAGGGACAGCGGGGCAGGGCCUUCAGCGCCAGGCUGGGCCUCAGCUCUCACCCGGCCCGGAGCCCCUUCCACAGCCCCUGCCCCACGGGGUCCCCGCCCCGCCCGGGGUCUGGCAACUCAUCCCCAGCGCCGAGCUCGGCUGCACCGUCAGCCCCUGA